Messenger RNA from Pieris napi, 633 nucleotides. RefSeq names its product sodium channel protein Nach-like. The transcript is spliced from 4 exons. Bases 7 to 633 code for a protein of 208 amino acids. Gene Ontology annotation, cellular component: membrane. Gene Ontology annotation, biological process: sodium ion transmembrane transport. NCBI's taxonomy places the organism in Eukaryota, Metazoa, Arthropoda, Insecta, Lepidoptera, Pieridae. The record is from RefSeq and is a predicted model, not a curated record. Gene Ontology annotation, molecular function: ligand-gated sodium channel activity.
AGCUAAAUGUAUAUUAUAAAAUUACAGAGACAAUGUCUAUUUCACGACGAAAAACGUGAAAAAAACAGAAAAAUGUAUUCGUACAGUGCCUGUGUAGUGAACUGUCGAGUGAGGACCAUACAAUCCCUUUGUAAGUGCACACCAUUUUACCUACCUGUGUCAUUAAAAGGAGGGAGGGUGUGCUCAUUCGAUAAUCUCAAAUGUCUCAAUAAAUAUAAAGAAAAGCUUUUCUACUUAUACCCGAUGGGUGAAACAAAUUUUGAUGGACUCGAGAUAGAGGCGGUGGACUCGCUAAACUGCCCUGAAUGUCUGCCGGACUGCGAACAUACGCAACACUUCACCGAAUAUAUAAAGUUUGAGACAAAGCCAAAUAGUUUCAAGGAUAAACUAUUACAUAAAAAUGUAAUUAGGAACGUUAAUACUACGGGAAAAUGCAUGAUAAGCAUUUAUCAAUCUACACAUUAUGGAGUAUUAAACCGCUUGGAUGUUGUAUCUUAUUGGUUUGAAGUUGUUAGUAACAUCGGCGGCUUUUACGGCGUUCUCAUCGGUUACUCAAUAUUAUCUAUUCCUGAAAUAUGUUACUUUUUUAUAUUUCGGUUUUCAGUUCGCAUAUAUAAUUUCUAUGCAACAUAA